Triticum turgidum subsp. durum (durum wheat) is the source of this 495-nucleotide messenger RNA. Lineage: Eukaryota; Viridiplantae; Streptophyta; Magnoliopsida; Poales; Poaceae. The record is from the annotation of a GenBank genome assembly.
AUGGCGGAGGAACCAUCCGCCAAGCGUCAUCAUGGACAGCCGUCGGAUAAGAGCAGCGACCUUGUCGACGUUCACAUCCCCGGCGAGAAGCACGAGUACACGAGAACCCUCACAGGGGUUGAGCUCCAUGGCAAAGAGACACUAGAGAUCGUCUGUACCAGCGAACCAGACAAGGCCGACGAGGUGAUGAGCAGGCUCAGGAUGAAGAGCGGCGGCUUGUAUCCGAGCUUCAUCGGAGUUGAUGUGGAGCCCAAGCGCCUCAAACAGUUCCUGCAGGAGGAGAAAUUGUACACAUUUGUCGGUUUCAACAUUGGAGGUGACAAGCGGAUGCUGAACAAGUCUGGUUUGGAGAUCAACCCCAACAACUUCAUCGACAUGCGGCGUAAGUGGAAAGAUCCACACACCAGCAAAUACUUCGACUCCUUGGCCGAUGUUGCAGGCGGCGUCAUCCAUGAAUCCUACAAAGGCAUGAAGAAGAAGAUGGACAAGGGAUAA